Molecule: messenger RNA, 2319 nt
Organism: Telopea speciosissima
Lineage: Eukaryota; Viridiplantae; Streptophyta; Magnoliopsida; Proteales; Proteaceae
Product: calcium-dependent protein kinase 18-like
Exons: 12
Coding region: 246-1940 (564 amino acids)
Biological process (GO): peptidyl-serine phosphorylation; intracellular signal transduction; protein autophosphorylation
Cellular component (GO): cytoplasm; nucleus
Molecular function (GO): calmodulin binding; ATP binding; calcium-dependent protein serine/threonine kinase activity
Source: RefSeq, a predicted model, not a curated record
GGGUCUUCCCGGUAAAACAGAGGGGGGCAGUUCCAGCAAUCAGCAACCCCCUCACCCCUUCUUCCCUGUCCCUCUCUUACCUCGUCGCUUCAAAAAAGUCUCGUCUUUUGACUAACUCUCUUUCUUCUCUUCUUCCUUCCAUUUGCUUUAAGCCUUCCUAUCUGUUUUGAUGAUUGGCAUCAGUCUUUAUAAAUCAAUUUGAUGGUUCUCCCGUUUGCAAACACGGGAGGCUAUUCUGCAAAAUCAUGGGGACUUGUCUUUCAACCACCAAAGUCAGUGGCGCAAACAGCAACGCUCCUUCUAACAACAACAGCAUUAGCAGCAAUAGAAACAACAAAAAUAACCAGAAAGAGAGUUCCAAAACCUCUUCAACAUCGGCAACCCAGAAGGAUACAUCGCAGCAUCCACAACAGAAGCCAUAUGAGAGCCAUAAAAAUCGACCACAGCAGCAACAGAAGGAUAAAGGGCAUUCGAGGCGGCCCAGUGGGGUUAUUCCAUAUGGAAAACGGACGGAUUUUGGGUACGCCAAGGAUUUCGAUAAGAAGUAUUCGAUCGGGAAAUUGUUGGGUCAUGGGCAGUUUGGUUACACGUUUGUUGCCACCGAUAAGUCCACCGGGGAACGGGUCGCCGUCAAGAGAAUAGAGAAGAAUAAGAUGAUCCUUCCUAUUGCUGUUGAGGAUGUUAAGCGAGAGGUCAAGAUAUUACAAGCCCUCACAGGCCAUGAGAAUGUGGUUCAAUUUUAUAACGCAUUUGAGGAUGAAUCUUAUGUCUACAUAGUAAUGGAGUUAUGUGAGGGUGGUGAACUGCUGGACAGAAUAUUGGCCAAGAAAGAUAGUCGUUACACUGAGAAAGAUGCGGCAGUUAUUGUACGGCAGAUGCUCAAAGUUUCAGCUCAGUGUCAUUUGCAUGGUUUGGUACACCGUGACAUGAAACCUGAGAAUUUUCUUUUCAAGUCAACCAAAGAGAAUUCAUCGCUGAAGGCCACAGAUUUUGGUCUCUCUGACUUCAUAAAACCAGGGAGAAAAUUCCAAGAUAUUGUUGGCAGUGCCUACUAUGUUGCACCAGAAGUACUAAAGCGCAAGUCAGGGCCUGAGUCAGAUGUUUGGAGUAUUGGUGUGAUUACAUACAUUUUGCUCUGUGGAAGGCGUCCAUUUUGGGAUAAAACUGAGGAUGGAAUAUUCAAGGAGGUCUUAAGGAACAAGCCUGAUUUUCGUCGGAAGCCAUGGCCAAGCAUAAGCAACAGUGCCAAAGACUUUGUAAAGAAGUUACUGGUGAAGGAUCCUCGUGCUAGACUGACUGCUGCUCAAGCCUUAUCACACCCAUGGGUUAGAGAAGGAGGUGAUGCCUCAGAGAUCCCCGUGGACAUAUCUGUGCUGUCCAACAUUCGGCAGUUUGUGAAAUAUAGCCGAUUGAAGCAGUUUGCUCUUAGAGCUUUGGCUAGCACACUUAAUGAAGAGGAGCUGGCUGAUCUCCGGGAUCAGUUUGAUGCAAUUGAUAUGGAUAAAAAUGGUGCUAUUAGUCUUGAAGAAAUGAGACAGGCCCUUGCGAAAGAUCUUCCUUGGAGAAUGAAGGAGCCACGUGUUCUAGAGAUCCUUCAAGCGAUAGACAGCAACACAGAUGGGCUUGUAGAUUUCCCAGAAUUUGUUGCAGCCACUCUUCAUGUGCAUCAAUUGGAGGAACAUGAUUCUGAGAAGUGGCAGCUGCGUUCUAAGGCUGCUUUCGAUAAAUUUGACGUGGAUAGGGACGGAUUUAUCACACCAGAGGAACUAAGGAUGCACACGGGACUGAAGGGCUCCAUUGACCCACUUCUAGAGGAGGCCGACAUUGAUAAAGAUGGGAAGAUAAGCUUGUCAGAGUUCCGUCGACUUCUAAGAACUGCUAGCAUGAGUUCACGCAAUGCACCCAGUCCAUCCGGAGUUCAAAAUUCUCGGAAGAUGUAAGAAGUGAUUGUUUUAAAGACCAACAGCAGGAGAGAAGUAGGAGGGCAUGGUGAGGGUGGUGAUACACCUCUUGUAAUCUAUGUACUAAAAGACCAAAAUCCUAGACAGCCCUACUUCUGGUUCUAGCUCUACGGCGGACUUGAAGACCCGUGGACAAGUGAGCUUUGUUGAUGGAUCCACAUAGGCUUGUGAAGAUGGAUUGACACCAGGAGAAAGCUUGUAUAAUUCAGAGUUGGUAGGACUACACACGAAGAUGGUUUUGGUGAACUUUUGUUUCCAUGGUUACUGUACAUUCUUUUUCAUGAUUGGGAUCCAUUAGUUGUUCCCCUACUAGUGUAAUGUGAGUAAAGUUAUAAAAGCAAAAAUUUGGUGCCUUGGA